This is a messenger RNA of Sphaeroforma arctica JP610, 807 nucleotides long. RefSeq lists its product as hypothetical. Lineage: Eukaryota; Ichthyosporea; Ichthyophonida. The coding region runs from base 1 to 807 and encodes 268 amino acids. The record is from RefSeq and is a predicted model, not a curated record. The transcript is spliced from 2 exons.
AUGUACACGCAACAACAGGUACACAACACACGCAUGCACUCGCAACAACAGGUACACAACAAACGCAUGCACACGCAACAACAGAUACACAACACACGCAUGCACACGCUUCUUGAUAUGCAUCUUCAGAAAUCGACACUCAUCUCGUACCUGGAGACGCCUGAAAUGGUUGCACCAUCAAGCACUUCCCUACCCUCACUUUCAGACCCAGUUGACACAUACACUUUGAACUCUAACAUUGACACACAGCUUAACUUAGACUUAGACAUUAUCAACAACGAUAAAACACCCUCACACUAUCUCAGUACCUUUGUGCCUGUGUAUGUGACACCAUCAGAACGACAAACUAGUAGUGUGACUAGUAGUGUAGAUAAAAUGACACAAACACAAGGAACAGAACGUGUUAAACAAAACGCAUUUACUCAGACCACCCAAACACCAAUAGUACGGCCUGAGUAUAUUGAAGCAUAUGGUGUUCGAUGGGAAUGGAAGGUGGUCAAUGCAGAUACACGUCCGGAAGAAAAGCAAUCAUGGAAGGUCAUCGCUAAUAACGAGACCUUCGGUCCAAAAGAUGAAAUUGCGCGGGAUACAAUCACUUACUUCUAUGCCAUGUUUCCUUUAGGCAAUCUAGUAGAGACGUGUGCACUGGCGAAUCUUUUGCUAGCUAAAUGUAAGGAUAGGAAGUAUGGACAUCCGUUGACGCCAGGGGAGCUAUUGAGAUGUUUCGGGGUCUAUAUGCAGUUCUUCUUCAUUGAUUUUAGCAAGCAGCCGUGCGGAUUGUUGGCGAAGGCAGCAAUGAGACCAUGA